Alternaria atra is the source of this 1296-nucleotide messenger RNA. RefSeq lists its product as uncharacterized. Gene Ontology annotation, biological process: ubiquitin-dependent protein catabolic process. NCBI's taxonomy places the organism in Eukaryota, Fungi, Ascomycota, Dothideomycetes, Pleosporales, Pleosporaceae. Gene Ontology annotation, cellular component: cytoplasm. Gene Ontology annotation, molecular function: ubiquitin protein ligase activity. The transcript is spliced from 2 exons. Bases 1 to 1296 code for a protein of 431 amino acids. The record is from RefSeq and is a predicted model, not a curated record.
AUGUCGAACGUCCUUGUCUAUCCGAGGCAGAACGCCCCUGCCCCAACAGACGGCUCCAACAGUAACAACAACAAUAACAACAGCGGCCCCACCAGUUCGCCGCUGCUUUUCUUUGUUGCCUUGGGUUUCGGUGUCGUCUUCACCAACUUAUGGAUUAUCGUCGGCGUUAAGUACUGCUUCCGAUAUAAUCGCCGUCGCGCGGCUCAGGCUGCCGCAGAUGGCGAGCCAAUUGACAUGGCCAACAUGCCUCGUCCGCACCGGAGGAGGAGGGAGAAGAAGUUGAUGACAAUGGACGAGGUCAACGAGCGGUUCCCACUGACCAAGUACAAGCAAUGGAAGUCAAGUCGCGAGACCGAGGGUUUACCAGCCAACGGCGGCAUUGCGACUGCACCCCAGAGCAGAGCAACAAGUUUGAAGGAUGUCGAGGGCGUCAUCAGUGCGCAGGAUGAAGGCCCUGGACCGAGAACCGACACUGCGCUUUCCAUGGCUCGCAACGACCUCAACGCCCCGAACUCCUCCACUCAGCCGGUAGCCUCCCCGAGAACAAGCGUAGAAAGCAGGACGAGCGAGCACGGGCAGGAUGUUGAGAAGCAGUUGGACAAGAAGGCGAUCACGGAGAAGACGGACAAUGUCCCAGGGCAGAGUACUACACCGCAAGCCAAUGUACGCGAGCGUGAGAACGACUCAGACGACGACGAAGAGGAUCCUAUACGCACUGCUGCUGCACCAGAGAUGCUGGCGGAGCCGGGAGACACAUGUGCCAUCUGCCUAGAUACCCUGGAAGAUGACGACGAUGUACGCGGAUUGUCUUGUGGCCACGCCUUCCACGCCAGUUGUGUCGACCCAUGGCUGACGAGUCGCCGUGCCUGCUGUCCUCUCUGCAAAGCCGACUACUACGUUCCCAAGCCCCGUCCUGAAGGCGAAGUCGAUCCCGUCACUGGUCGCCGUUCAGUCGCCGGUCUUCGGUCGCCACCACAAGCCGUUUGGACAUCUACCAACCCCUUCUCUCGGUCUCGCGUCAUGAUCAUCAAUUCAGAUUACCAGCAGCGACAAGGCGUUGACCGGUUUGGGCGAUUGAAUCGGCCUACUCGCCGUGAGCGCGUAGCUGGGGAUACAUCACAAGCGACAGGGCAGACUAGCGAAAACCAAGGGUGGCGAUCGAGGAUGACGCUCAACAGAACACAAGGCCCUACCUUUUCAAGCUGGUUCGGUCGCAACCGUGGCGCUGCUAGCACUGCAGAUGCAUCUGUCCCGCAGCAGCCAACUCCAGGACAACUCGAAGCCGGUAACCGGUAG